Cinara cedri is the source of this 732-nucleotide messenger RNA. The record is from the annotation of a GenBank genome assembly. Lineage: Eukaryota; Metazoa; Arthropoda; Insecta; Hemiptera; Aphididae.
AUGGUUGCAACGUUGGGAUAUAUAGAAUUGGACAAAAUUAAAAAGGCUAUAUGCCUCAUCUUAGACAACUGUACUGCCCAUCCUAAUGUAUCUUUGAAAAACAUCAAACUUGAAUUUUUACGUCCUAAUACAACGUCAUUAAUUCAGCCUUUAGAUAUGGAUGUUAUCCAAAAUGUAAAGGUUAAGUAUAGAGUCAAAUACAUUUUAGAAAAGAUUGAGGACAAUUUACUUCAACCAAAAUCAACGGCAAUAGGUAUUACCAAAAAAAUUAAGCAAGCAAUUCAAUUAAUUUCAAACACCUGGCGUGAUGUAAGUAAUCAGACGAUAAAAAAUUGUUUUCGAAAGUGUGGUUUUUCGGAAGAAAGUCAUGCCAUCCAUCAACAAUUAGAACCAAAUUCCAAAGAACAUGAUAUCGUAAGAGUACUGAACAACGUAGAGUUUGAACAUCUGGAUUCAUGUUUGCAAUCCUACGACCAAAACGAAAAUAUUGAUAAGACAAUCAUUUAAUCUAAACAAGAUAAACAAUAUUUAGAUGAAGACAUAAACGAGGAACCAGAUCCACCAAUUCGACUUAAGAAGGUAAAGAAAUCUUCGGAAACAUUGAGAUUAUUUUUUCUUCAACAAGAAAAUGAGAGAAGCCCCAUAAGUGCUUUGGAUGCUUGUUCGGACUACAUUCAUCAAGAAUCAAUAAUAUGCAAGGAACAAAGUAAUAUUUAUAGUUUGUUUAGAUAA